Molecule: messenger RNA, 952 nt
Organism: Mollisia scopiformis
Lineage: Eukaryota; Fungi; Ascomycota; Leotiomycetes; Helotiales; Mollisiaceae
Product: Yip1-domain-containing protein
Exons: 2
Coding region: 1-903 (300 amino acids)
Biological process (GO): vesicle fusion with Golgi apparatus; endoplasmic reticulum to Golgi vesicle-mediated transport
Cellular component (GO): membrane; trans-Golgi network
Source: RefSeq, a predicted model, not a curated record
AUGGCACAAUUCUUUCCUCAACAACCUCAGAACCAGGGAUACGGGGCGCAAAACCUACAAUUCUAUCCCUCUUCAUACACACCAAACCCCGUUUCUGGACAUGCUACACCGCAACAAGCUUACAAUUACGGUGGUGGACCGGCGGGAAGUCCUGGUUAUGGCGUUGGAGGAGGUUAUGGUGCAAGUUUCGGGGCGCCUCCAGGAGUCAGUGGCAGGAUGGGAGAGCAGGGAGGUUUGAGGACAGGAUGGUUAGCUGCAUUUGGCACAGAGGGCUAUGAUGGCGAGCCACCUCUGUUAGAAGAGCUGGGAGUGAACUUUGCACAUAUACAAGCCAAGACAUUAGCAGUACUGAACCCUCUGGCACACAUCGACCAACACAUAAUGGACGACUCCGACCUUGCAGGCCCAAUACUCUUCUUCCUCCUUUUCGGCACUUUCCUCCUGUUCUCAGGCCGUCUACAUUUCGGGUACAUAUAUGGCCUCGCGCUCCUAGGUUCCGUCGCUCUACACACAAUCCUCUCCCUAAUGUCCCCUCCCGCCGACCCUUCCUCCGCACCCUCACCAUCCUCAGCUUCUUCUUCACAUUUAUCCUCCACACUCACAUUCCCGCGCUCAGCGUCAGUAUUAGGAUACUGUCUCCUACCAUUAGUCUUAACGAGUCUCGUCGGCGUGGUAUUACCCAUGGACGGAAUGCUAGGUUACGUAUUAACCAGUCUCGCAAUUGUGUGGUGCACGUAUUCCAGCUCAGCGAUGUUCUGUGCCGUAGGCCGGAUGCGGGGGAUGAGAGGGUUGGUUGCGUAUCCGCUGGCGUUGUUCUAUGUGGGCUUUGGCAUCAUGGGUAUCUUCUCGAGUAGAGGGAGUCAGGGCUUGGCGAAAGUUACGAAGGUUGCGACAGGGCUCUAAGCGCUCUUGCUGUAAGAGGGUGGUAUCUUUGUGGUUUAGCCAUGGGAAC